This is a messenger RNA of Microdochium trichocladiopsis, 375 nucleotides long. RefSeq lists its product as uncharacterized. The transcript has a single exon. The coding region runs from base 95 to 250 and encodes 51 amino acids. The record is from RefSeq and is a predicted model, not a curated record. NCBI's taxonomy places the organism in Eukaryota, Fungi, Ascomycota, Sordariomycetes, Xylariales, Microdochiaceae.
GUCUGAUUUGUGAAAUGAUAGGAAAACCCGUAACCUGUUCAAAAAGCUUCGAUGGACGCGGAUUUCCUUUGUGUUGCAUCAAAGCUGCCUGGGCAUGCACGUGAACAAUGCCGUGUGCUUCACCAGGUGUCAGCAAUCACCACCAUCAUCAUACGACGAGCCACACACAUCUGCGCCAAGGCCACAGCACAACGACAAUAACAUGCCACACCUCCCAUGUCAUGGUUUCAAAGGUCGAGUAAAGCACUAGAAGAGGACACUUGUGCAAAGAGGGAGCGGGCCUGCUGUUGCUCGCACAACCAAGCGAGCCAAGCGUGGCCCACCACCUUCUUUAUCCGUGUUGCAGAUACGACCCUGUGAGGAUCGACCCAUAAG